AUGUCUGAGCAGGCCAAUAUCGCAAUCAUCACCGGUGGCGCAAGUGGUAUUGGACUCGCCACAGCUGAGGCACUCUUCCCUCGUAACAACUGGAUCGUCUACUUGCUUGACAGAGAUGCAGAGAGGGGCGAGACAGCCGCCGACAAGACCGGCGCAUACUUCAUCCGGGUCGACGUGACAGACUAUGCCUCACUCGCUGCUGCCUUCGGUCGGGUCUUCAAGGAGCAUGGCAAGAUCAAUUUCGUCUUCGCCAAUGCUGGUAUAGCUCUAGAAGCGCCACCAGAGACUCCCAAGGAGUUGAGUAACGAGCCGCCAGCAGCGCCAAGCAUGAAAAUGUUGUCUGUCAACCUGCAGUCUGUCAUGUUCACCACCCAUCUGGCACAGCAUUACUUCCGCCAAAGUCCUGCAGCUUCAGGUCCGCGAUGCAUUGUCGUGACGGCCAGCUCUGCUAGUUUGUACGCUUCAGCGAUCGCCCCAGCUUACGCUGCGUCGAAGCAUGGCGUGCUGGGAUGGACCAGAAGCAUCGCGCCUGACGCCUGGAAACAGGACCAAGUACGGGUCAAUGCGAUCCUACCCGGCAUUGUUCGCACGAAUAUCCUCCCACCCGAGAUGUUUGCGAUGUUUCCGGAGCAAAUGCUCACUCCCGUUGACAAGGUAGUUGAGGUCGUGUUGCUUCUUUUGGAUGGGGACGGUGAUGAGAAAGCUGGUCGUGAGCUGCGCUCUGGCCAAGCGGUCGAGAUCUGCGGAACGAACCACUAUGUUCGCAAUCAACAGGAGUACUGCGAUCCGGUCAUGGCAGCCAUUAUGGGCGUGGGUGCUUAG
This is a messenger RNA of Recurvomyces mirabilis, 822 nucleotides long. RefSeq lists its product as uncharacterized. NCBI's taxonomy places the organism in Eukaryota, Fungi, Ascomycota, Dothideomycetes, Mycosphaerellales, Teratosphaeriaceae. The transcript is spliced from 3 exons. The coding region runs from base 1 to 822 and encodes 273 amino acids. Gene Ontology annotation, molecular function: oxidoreductase activity, acting on the CH-OH group of donors, NAD or NADP as acceptor. Gene Ontology annotation, cellular component: cytoplasm. The record is from RefSeq and is a predicted model, not a curated record.